This is a messenger RNA of Pygocentrus nattereri (red-bellied piranha), 2112 nucleotides long. Its product is annotated as macrophage mannose receptor 1-like. The record is from RefSeq and is a predicted model, not a curated record. Bases 42 to 887 code for a protein of 281 amino acids. Lineage: Eukaryota; Metazoa; Chordata; Actinopteri; Characiformes; Serrasalmidae. The transcript has 5 exons.
GAAGCAAGAACAAAUACAGAGCUGCACUGUGUUUAGUUAUCAUGCAGAACAUAAACUGCAGGAGACACACAGAGACUAACAGGGCACAAUCUCCAUCAGCAUCAGUCAUGAGUUCAGCUCUGUAUCUGGUCCUGCUUUUCUCAGCUCUGUGGACGCUCUCCUUCUGCUGGACUCCUCAGUUUCAUGUGGUGGAAGAAAAUAAGACCUGGACCGACGCUCAGAACUACUGCAGAGAGACAUUCACUGACCUGGCCACCAUUGAGAACCAAGAGCACAUGAAUGCUGUAAAAGCUGUUCUCACAGCGGCAGCAGGCAAUGCCUGGAUCGGACUGAGACGGAAAAUUAACGCCGAUAGCUGGAUCUGGUCAGAUGGGAGUAACUCCUCAUACAGGGACUGGGACACUAGAGAGCCAAACAACGGUGUGGGUGAUUACUGUGUGCAGUUAUUGCAAGACCAUGAAUACAGAUGGAAUGAUGAAUGCUGCCAAUGGGCAAAUCCAUUUAUCUGCUAUAAAGCCAUUCCACUCAUCCUGAUUAAAGAGGAGAAGACGUGGAGAGAAGCUCUGAGCUACUGCAGAGAGAAUCAUGUGGAUCUGGUUUCUGUUCACACUGAGGAAAUCCAGCACUGGGUGGAAACAGCUGUUUAUUAUGCCUCCACUGCUAAUGUGUGGAUGGGUCUGCGUCACACCUGCACCCUGAGCUUCUGGUUCUGGGUGAAAGGAGAGUUCAUCUGCUACCAGAACUGGGCUCCGGGGAACGGGACAGGGGUGGAAGACUGCAGUGGAGGAGAAAGAACAGGAGCGGUGCAGUCUGGGAGUAAGCAGUGGGUCAGUCUGCCAGAGGAUCAGAGACUCAACUUCAUCUGCACCACCUCUGAGGGUAAAUGAGAGAAAUGCCCAGUUGACAUGUAAAGCAACUGAAUCUUCUUUGGUUCUUUUGUAAGGACUAAAAGAGGAUGUGGGCAUAAAUAAUGAACUGCAUUUAUAUACUACUGCACUAUAUAAUCCCGAUAUCUGAUGCUAAAUGCGUUCAGUCAAACUUCUAACAAUGUAUUAUUUACUUAUUCUUCCACUCUAUAAAGCACCACUGAUAAGUAAGCCUUAAUCACUUUCAACAUCAUUUUAAUUAUCAGAUUUUUCUCUUUUUCCCACAAAGCAGAAUGGCAAGGAUAGCUCAACUGAGAUCGCACCUCUAUUUGCCCAAGAAAGCAUUCAAAUUAUUACAAGCAGAGCUUAUCUAUUGUCAGAGUUUUUGCCCAGGUACCUUGGAUUGUUUUGUUUCUUAUCUAAAGUUGGAAGAAAGUGCCAUAAAUCAUGGGUUUUGCGGUAAUAGUGCAUUCCAAAUGGCACAAACAUCUGCAGAUAUAACUUGUGCAGGCUGGUUCUACUGUUCAAAAGCUCUUAGGAGAGCACCGCCAACAGAGUGGAUUGCACAAGAGCUUUCGCCAUGCCCAGUGCCAGUGGGGUAUAAAGCCCCCUGCCAGUCUGGACUGACAUCUAAUAUCUUUCACUAUGAUCCUACUAAUGCUCUUGGGGCUGCAAUCAAAUUCUCACAGCAAUGUUGCUACAUCUAGUGUAAAGCCUUCCCGGACGAGUAGAGGCUGUUACUGCAGCACAGGGGAAAAAUCUCCCUAUUAAUACUACUGAUUUCAGAAGAAACACUGCAUGAGCAGGUGUCCACAAACUUUUGGACACUUAAUGUAUCUGUUUAUUUGCUAAAGCCCAUGUUGGUCCAGGUAUCUUUGGUUUCACCUAAAGAAGAGCUUUGCUCAGAUGCUGUCAGAAGGGUAAAAGCAUUUCAAUUCUCCACGCAGAACAGCCUCCCACAGCUCCGAGAUGCACACAGACUGUUGGUCUAGCGAGUCUAUCCUUUUUGCUUGUAGUUUGAUACUUUUCUUUGUUUUUUAAUUCAUAUUUUAUGGUAAAUUUACUAUUUUCUUUGACUUUAUGUGACUGUUUUCUAUGGAAGUCCAUAGAGGCCAUAGGCUGUUGCUAUAAUUUUCUGCAUAGUUACCUUGACAUAGCAAGAUCAGUAACUUACAGAGCCCCGCUGGCGACAUCAUGUAUAUGUCGUUAUUUCAAGACAACAAAGUUGUUAUCACGAGAUAAUAAG